AUGGCGGAUGACGAGGAGCCGCAGAGGGCUCCGCAGGCUCCAUUAGCCGAGCCAACCCGGCUGCCGUCUGCUGCCGAGCCCCUGUCCCAGUCGUGUUCGGCCGACGCCUCGCCUUCCGCUCCUGUCACCGAGUGUCCGGCCGAUGCCUUGCCUUCCACUUCUGUCACCGAGUGUCCGGCCGACGCCUCGCCUUCCGCUCCUGUCACCGAGUGUCCGGUCGACGCCUCGCCUCCUGAUUUGGUCACCGAGGGUCCGGCCGACGCCUCACCUCCUGAUUCGGUCACUAAGGGUCCAGCGGACGCCUCAGUCCCAGAGCAAGUUUGUGAAGGUGCACAUGCCCCAGUCUGGGACGAUGUUACAAUGGCCGCACCACAUGUUGUGGAGUCUCACCUUUGGGACUUCUUCUAUGGGGACAGGGAGGACCUGUUCUCAAUAAGGGCUGUUCCGGCCCAUGGAGGGGCUGCGCACAUUGCGGCCACCGAAGGCCUCCCUGCUCUGCCAUCGCAGGAGGACCCGCCUGCGCCCAAGCCUCAAGAGGAGGAGGUCCAGGAGGACCCGCCUGCACCCAAGCCUCAACAGGAGGUCCAGGAGGACCCGUCGCCGACUUGCGACGCGAUGACCAAGGAGGGUCCGUCGUCGACCUGUGAGGUGGGAACCCAGGUGGACGCUUCCUCCUUCGAGCGCCCCGGUCCUCGGGAGAGGGCUCAGCACCCAAGAUCUCCUGGAGACUUUGCCCCCCUUGGUGUUCUUCUGAAGCCUCAGCCCCUGGUCGCCCUGGUAGACAGCCAUCUCUGGGAGAGACUUUACUGGCUGUCACUGUCUGACAUCCUCCAGAGGCUGGUUUUGAGGCUUUUUGUUGCCAAGGGUCUGUCCUCCACGACAGCCUGUAGCCAGGUUCCCCCACCAGACGCCUGUAGCCAGGUUCCCCCACCUGUCGCCUGUAGCCCGGCGCCCCCCUGCAGACCCAACCUUUCCCCAGAGCCGGGUCCCAACGGACUCGCCCCUGGGCGCCGCUUCCGAGCCAGCGCUGCCCGUUUGUCUUUGCUGGUUUGUCUGAUCUCCAAGACUCUGCACUCCCUCAAUCACCAGAUGUCCAGCUUCCCUUCUGCUCUCCAGCCUGUGCACUCCUCUCCAGCCAGUCUGCUACCUCACGCCAUCCCAGCCACAGUCCUCCUUCACAUCCUGGUCCCUGUUCCGACGCACCACCUGUCCCACUUCGUCAGCACGCUUUGGACCCAGCUCCGGAGCUCAUCAGGCUCGUUCUCUCAGUGCUCCUGCGUCCUGUCUGCGGUGGCCCUGAGGACCACCGUACCCGUCUGCCUGCUUAAUCUCCACCAUCUCCAGUCUCCAAGAACAGAGGUUGACGUCAGACAUGAGGCAGUGUCUCGUCCUGAGGAGACUCCAAAGGCAGAAUCUGGAGACAACAAAAGCAGAAAGGAUGAAACUUUACACAAGACAACAGACACAAACGACUCAGCAGAAGUCAUCAACCUCCAAGGAAAGCAAAACCUUGAGGAAGAAGGACAAAAACAACAGACCAAUCUUGAAAGCCUUUUGGAAGAUCUGGGGUUGAAGGAGCAGUACCACAGAGAGAAGCUAUCGCUCAGCAAAAUACUUCAGAUCGAUGAGAAGACAAUGACUGAUGACCCUGGUACUUGUAAAGCAAAUGCUUCAUUGUGUUUUCUUAAGAAAUUGAUGAUGGUUAAUGUGACUGCUAGGACUGUGAAUCCUCCGGCUGAUUCAAACUGUUUUGAUGCUUCAGAGACCACAGAUUACAAUUUUGAUGAUCUUUCUGACAGUCCAAAUGAUGCUGAAGUCUUUAAUCCUCUUGAUAUAAUCACUGCUCUCUUUCUGUGCUCUGAUGGGUUUGUUCAGCAAGAGUUAGCACUAAAAAUGUCCAUGUGUCAGUUCUCUGUUCCUCUGCUGCUUCCUAACUGUGAUACUAAACAGUGCACCCUCAUGCUGUGGGCCAUGAGAGACAUUGUUAAGAAGUACAGACCUCCAGAUCUUUCAGAAUCAAAGGGCUUCAAAGAAGAAAGAAUCGUUCUUUCUGAGCUUCCAAUGAUCUCAUUUGUGAGACUGGGUGAGUGCUCCUUGUCCAAAUCAGAGAUUCUCAACAAACUUCUGAGUAACCCUCAGCAGUACCAUGACACCUUUGUUCACCACAACAUGGAGUGUGGAGACAGUCCAAGAAAAAUAUCUGAUGGACUGACUGAAAUUACCUGGUACCUUCCCUGUGGAAACAAAAACAUGGACAUUUUCAGUGAGCCAGUUGCUAUAGCUAACCUUCGUGGUGACAUUGCUGCACAUGAAACACAAUUCUCCUUUUUGUGUCAGACAUCUGCAGCAGUUUUUGUGUUCUUUGAUCAGCUGGAGUCUAAGUGUAAACUGCUGACCAACAAAAACCACAAAGCAAAGAUCUUCUUGGUAGGAAACCAAAAGAGCAAGAGCUUUAAUCUAGAUGUUCUAAAGAAAAUAGCAGACAAGCUGAACUUAAAGAAGAACAUCAUUAUAAAAACGAAACAGACCAAUGAUGCAGACUUUGUGAAACGUUUGAGGACAACUGUGAGCAGUGUACUUACCAACCCAGUGACGAAGAUGUCAAUAGAGCAGAUGACUGACAUUGCACAUGAACUGGGAAUUUCUGUCGAUGAAGAUUCACCAGAGUGCCAGGCUGGGAGGAAAAAUGCAGAUGCCAUCACUGCAGAGAUUAAAGACACCUUUAAAUUUAAAGAAAAACAGUUUCCUUUGCAAGGCCAGAUCUGGAAGGAACUGACUUUUUUGGAAAAGGAAGAAUUUCGUCUUCGAAAAGUUGGCUCUGAAGACAUAGAAAACUAUAAAAGUAAUCUUAAAAUGAAAAAACAAGAGCUGCGUAGGAAACAGAACUCCCAUGCUAUGUCAAAUUUCAUGAGUCGCUUCAUUAGUGCAAUAUCCAGCAAAGAGAGAGGUUAUUUUCUGAAAUGGAUGCGAAUGAACCUCGACAACUUGUCUAGAAUAAAACUUUCCAGCCUCAGGGAGCUUUACAAGGAAAAAUGCAAGGACUCUGAGAACAAAAAUGAAAUCAAAGAAAUUGACCAACAACUUUCUAGCAGCUCACUGGGAAUUGAGCACUUUUUCCGUGAAAUGGGUCAGAUCUACGAAGCUUCUCUUUACCUUCCAGAAACAGACCCUUCACGUCAACAACUGCAACAUCUGCCCAAACUCUAUGCUCAGUUGCUGCUGGAUGGAUUUCCUCUGGAGCUUGUAGAUGGAGAUGCUUCCAACAUACCUCUCAGAUGGGUGAGCGAUGUUCUUUCUCAGCUCAAUGACUUGGUGUCUCCAAAGAACAAGAUAGUGGUUGUCACAGUUCUUGGAGUUCAGAGCACAGGAAAAUCCACUCUCCUUAACACCAUGUUUGGGGUGCAGUUUGCAGUCAGCAGUGGUCGAUGCACUCGAGGAGCCUUCAUGCUGCUCAUCAAAGUCAGUGAGGACUUCAAAAAAGAUCUGAACUGUGACUUUGUGGUGAUCAUUGACACUGAAGGCUUAAAGUCACCAGAGCUGGCACAGCUGGAUAACAGCCAUGAACAUGACAAUGAGCUGGCAACACUGGUUGUUGGGCUGAGUGACGUCACCAUUAUCAAUAUUGCAAUGGAGAAUUCAACAGAAAUGAAAGACAUCCUGCAGAUAGUGGUGCAUGCUUUCCUCAGGAUGAAGGAGGUCGGCAAAAAGCCUAAAUGUCAGUUUGUUCACCAGAACGUUUCUGAUGUUUCAGCCCAUGAGAAGAACCUACGAGACAGGAAGCUGCUCCUAGAACAGCUUAAUGAGAUGACCCAGGCAGCAGCUAAAAUGGAAAAGAAAGAGGAGAACAAGAACUUCACUGAUGUGAUGGAGUACAAUCCAGAUACUGGGAACUGCUACAUUCCUGGACUCUGGAAUGGAAACCCACCAAUGGCACCAGUCAAUGUGGGAUACAGUGAGACUGUCUAUGAGCUCAAGAAAAACAUCAUCCAACUGCUGGGAAAGUGUGAGUCAACUUCUAACGACAUCUUGGAGUUCAGAGAGUGGAUAAACAGUCUGUGGACUGCAGUAAAGCAUGAAAACUUCAUCUUCAGCUUUAGAAACAGCCUGGUAGCUGAUGCAUACAUGAGGCUCUGCACAGAGUACAACAAAUGGGAGUGGGAGUUCAAAAAAGAAAUGUACACCUGGGUUACCAAUGCAGAGACAAGAAUUUCAAAUGUUGGGACAGUUGCUGCAAAAACUGAAAUAUCUAACCUGAGAGAAUACAUGACUCUGUUGAAAAGUGAAGGAACUACAGAGCUGACCAAGUGGGAGUCAAAGAUGCUUGACAAUCUGAAAAAAUACUUUGAGCAGCCAGAAGGUCAUGUUUAUCUGGUUGAAGAAUACAGAGAGGAUUUCUCAAACAGCAUAAAGAGUCUGCGGAAACAAACUGAAAGCUCAGUGUUUAACCAGAUCACAGCAGCAGCUGACAUCAAACAAGGACUGAAAGAACUCGACAAAAUCAGAGACACUUACAUACAAGAAAUUGAAACAGCAGUUGGUGCUUUAAUUGAUGAAUGUCGUAAGAAAAAAGUAAAAAUGACGGAUGGAGAGCUUGAUGAAAGUUUUAAUAAGAUGUGGGCUGAAACACUGAACACCUUGUCUUUCUCUGCACAGCAGACUUCAAAUAUCUUCACCAGUGUUUCCCUUCAGUUGCGAACAAAUCUUUCACAUAAGGGAGGCCAUGCAUGUGAGCUGCUGAGUGAAAGAAAACUCCAAGACUGUGGACUGGAACCUUUUACAUACAAACCCAAAGGAAAGAAAGAAACAAUUGAACACACAUUUUCUCGAUUUUUGCCCUGGAAAGAUGCUGUAAAGGCAAAACAAGAAAUCGCUGAAAGCAUCAUAUCUGCUUGCGAUGACUGUGUUGGUGAUAAAGUUAUGAGAAAAACCAACUAUCAUGAUACUUACAUCCAGGAAAUCCUUCACAUCAUUGAUGAGAGGCUGAACAAGACUGAUGUUUAUAAAGACAUCGAGUUUGAAGUGUCUCUGAAACAGCACAUCUGUGGCUCUGCAGCCAGGGAGUUUCAGAAAAUGCAUGAAGAUUUUUUAGAAAAACAUGAUCCUUACAGACGUCUGCAUAAAAACAAGGACAAGUUUUGUGCAGAUUUCAAAGAUGUGUUCCAUGAGCGAGACCAAUGCUUGAAGAAAGCUGAAGAGUUCACCAACCAGUGUCUGGAACCUGCUGUGGAGGACUUUGUCUAUCGUUCUCUUGGCCUUGACAUUGUUGAUAAAAUGCUGACAAGAGAGGAGUUCAGCACACGGAUGUCCUUCCAGUAUUAUAUUUUACUGGAUUUGAUUUCAAAAAGUGACUUCCAAAGCUUUCAGAUCUAUAGCUGCUCAUAUGAACAUUAUGUAAAAUCGUGGAUAUCUGAUAGAAUUAAGGAGGUCUUCUCCUUAGAGUCAACAUUAAGUGAGUUUGAGGACAGACAUCUUCAGUCCAUCAUUGACCACAUAAAUGCUGCCAUUGAAAAGGCAAAAGCAGAAAAGACUGACAGUCUGAAGACAUUUGCAGAAAAUAUCUGUAAAGAACUUGGUGAUAUACUGGUCAUUUCUCAGGAUGCUCUUGAUGCUUUCAUGGUUCUGAACAAAGCUGACCAGGACCAGUUUGCCCAAUGGCUCAACGAGUGUGUGAAGGACAUGGCAGACAGUCUUAGAAAGAAGUUUAAAAAAAACACAUUUGACACAAAGCUCACACAACUCAAAGUAAAACCACAAAAUGAGCUUUUCAGCAGAGUUAUUGGUUGUGGCAAACAGUGUCCAUUCUGCAAAGUACCAUGUGAUGCAGGUGGAAAAGACCACACUGUACACUUUGCUUCCCUGCAUCGACCAGAGGGUUUAGGUCAGUACAGGUGGGAUGGCUCAGAAAAACUCAUGACUGACAUCUGCUCUUCUGCUGUUAUCAGUGACAUGCGCUUUAGAUGCAGUGAUACAAAGUAUGAAUGGCAUCCUUACAAAGAUUAUAGGACAAUUUUUCCAGCCUGGAAAAUUCAACCAGAUGUGAGCCUUGAGGCAUCAGAUUAUUGGAAAUACGUGAUGAAGAAGUACAACAAGGAAUUUGCUGAAGCAUAUCAUGCUCUGCCUGCUGACAUUCCUGAUUCUUGGAAGAGUAUCACAGAAGAACAGGCAAAGGAAAGUCUCAAGAAGUCAUUCGGCAUUCAAAGUCUUUUUUUAUCCUUUUUUUUCCCUUCAAAGCUCACUUAAUUUACAAGUAGUUUUUAUCUCUUUCACUAAAGAAACAAUGAACUGCUAAAGCCUUUUUUGAUAAAGGUCCUUAAUUUAUCAGUAAUCAUUUAUAUUUUUAGCCUUUCAUCAUUCUAUUCUUUGAUCAACAUUUAUCAACAAAAUAUCUCUUCAGUAAAUAUUUACACUCUAGUUGAAAAACUCUGAAUGUGCUUCUAAAUUGCAUAGAUAAUUAAAGUUUGGGUAAAUGUUUGGAGAGUUCCAUUAUAAACUAUUUGUUCAAAUUUAACGACUCCUAAUCCUAAAUCGUUCAACAGGAUUGAUUGCUUUACAGUCAGCAAUUCAUACACACACUAAGUUUCCUUAGAUAGAAAACGUUUUACCAAAUUAAAUACUAAACUUAACCUGAUUGUUUUGAUUUACAAGUAUGAUCAAAUUAGAAUGUGUGAAU
Messenger RNA from Fundulus heteroclitus (mummichog), 6670 nucleotides. Its product is annotated as interferon-induced very large GTPase 1-like. Lineage: Eukaryota; Metazoa; Chordata; Actinopteri; Cyprinodontiformes; Fundulidae. The record is from RefSeq and is a predicted model, not a curated record. Gene Ontology annotation, molecular function: GTPase activity; GTP binding. Bases 1 to 6240 code for a protein of 2079 amino acids. The transcript is spliced from 8 exons.